This is a messenger RNA of Linum trigynum, 930 nucleotides long. The record is from the annotation of a GenBank genome assembly. Lineage: Eukaryota; Viridiplantae; Streptophyta; Magnoliopsida; Malpighiales; Linaceae.
AUGGUUGCUUCGUGUCUGUUGUUCCAGAAUUUCCUCAUUGGAGCUUUCAAGCCACCCUGCAACAUUUCAAUCGUUUUUGCUGAUAGAAGAACUCGAAAGCAGGUUGCAUUGAAGAAGGAAAAUGGCCAGACAGUCAUGGUUCCUCUCUACCAGAGUCAAGAUAUCAUUGCUGGAGAGGUUGUUGUAGAACCUGCGCAAGGGAAGAAGGUUGAACAUAAUGGAAUAAAAAUUGAGUUGCUUGGCCAGAUAGAACUAUAUCUUGAUCGUGGAAACUUCUACGACUUUACUUCCCUUGUGCGUGAACUUGAUGUCCCUGGCGAUUUGUAUGAAAAGAAAUCAUAUCCCUUUGAGUUUUCAACUGUGGAGAUGCCGCAUGAGUCUUACAGUGGAGUCAAUGUGAGGCUUAGGUAUAUAUUGAAGGUGUCUAUCAGUCGGAACUAUGUCAACAACAUUGUUGAAUACCAGGAUGUCGUGGUGAGGAAUUACACUUCACAACCACCAGUCAACAACAGCAUCAAGAUGGAAGUUGGAAUCGAGGAUUGCCUUCACAUAGAAUUUGAAUACAGCAAAAGCAAAUACCAUUUAAAGGAUGCAAUCAUUGGGAAAAUCUACUUCCUUCUAGUGAGAAUUAAGAUUAAGAAUAUGGAGCUUGAAAUACGGCGUCGUGAGUCCACAGGAUCAGGACCCAACACGUACGUCGAGACAGAGACACUUGCCAAAUAUGAGUUGAUGGAUGGUGCCCCUGUGAGAGGAGAAUCAAUUCCGAUCAGACUAUUCCGAAGUCCAUAUGAGUUGACACCAACAUACCGAAACAUCAGCAACAAGUUCAGUGUCAAGUAUUACUUGAAUCUCGUUCUAGUUGACGAAGAAGGUCGACGGUAUUUCAAGCAGCAAGAGAUCACUGUAUAUCGACUUCUAGAAACUCCUUGA